AUGACCCCCUUGCCCGCCAGCAAUGGCAGCUCUUGGGGGGCAGCAGCGCUGGGCAGUGGCAACAACUGCAGUGGGGCCACCAGCCUGAGCCGGCAGUGGGCGGUGGGGGCUGCCCUGAGCCUCACCGUGCUGGUCAUCGUGGCCGGCAACUUGCUGGUGAUCGUGGCCAUCGCCAAGACGCCGCGGCUGCAGACCAUGACCAACGUCUUCAUCACCUCGCUGGCCUGCGCCGACCUCAUCAUGGGCUUGCUGGUGGUGCCGCCGGGGGCCACCAUCCUGCUGAGUGGGCACUGGCCCUACGGGACGAUGGUGUGUGAGCUGUGGACCUCGCUGGACGUGCUGUGCGUCACAGCCAGCAUCGAGACGCUGUGCGCCAUCGCCGUGGAUCGCUACCUCGCCGUCACCUCGCCCCUGCAGUACGAGGCGCUGGUGACCAAGGGCCGGGCACGGGCCGUGGUGUGCCUGGUCUGGGCCAUCUCUGCCUUCAUCUCCUUCCUCCCCAUCAUGAACCACUGGUGGCGAGACAGGGCGGACGAGCAGGCGGUGCGCUGCUACAAUGACCCGCGCUGCUGCGACUUUGUCACCAACAUGACCUACGCCAUCGUCUCCUCCACCAUCUCCUUCUACGUGCCUCUGCUCGUCAUGAUCUUUGUCUACGUCCGCGUCUUCGCUGUGGCCACGCGGCACGUCCAGCUCAUCAGCAAGGACAAGGUGAGGUUCCUGCAGGAGCCCCCCAGCCCCAGCCCCAGGGGCGGCCGGCGGCGACGGCCCUCCCGUCUGCUGGCCAUCAAGGAGCACAAGGCACUCAAGACCCUGGGCAUCAUCAUGGGCACCUUCACGCUCUGCUGGCUGCCCUUCUUCGUGGCCAACAUCAUCAAGGUCUUCUGCCGGCCCCUGGUGCCAGAUCAGCUCUUCCUCUUCCUCAACUGGCUGGGCUACGUCAACUCAGCCUUCAACCCCAUCAUCUACUGCCGCAGCCCCGACUUCAGGAGCGCCUUCCGCAAGCUGCUGUGCUGCCCGCGCCGCGCCGACCGCCGGCUCCACGCCCUGGCACAGGACCUGCAGCACUGCCCCUGUGCCUUCAGCCCCCAGGGUGGCCCCACAGAGAGCAGCAAGGCAUCAGCCCCUGCGUGCCCUGGGGAGGAUGGCGAGGCUCAGGACAGUGGCAGCAGCAGUGGCUGCAGCAGCCGGACAGAGGAGACCAGCCUGUCCCAGGGCAGGGGGCACCAGCAGCGGCCCCUGGGUGAGUCCUGGCCACAGGGCACCCAGACCACGCUGUGCUCACAGCUUGAUGAGUUUGGCGGCAGAGAGACACCAGUGGGUCCUUCCAUCUGA
This is a messenger RNA of Apus apus (common swift), 1335 nucleotides long. RefSeq names its product adrenoceptor beta 3 (gene ADRB3). Gene Ontology annotation, cellular component: membrane. Gene Ontology annotation, molecular function: beta1-adrenergic receptor activity; epinephrine binding; beta3-adrenergic receptor activity. Lineage: Eukaryota; Metazoa; Chordata; Aves; Apodiformes; Apodidae. The transcript has 2 exons. Bases 1 to 1335 code for a protein of 444 amino acids. The record is from RefSeq and is a predicted model, not a curated record. Gene Ontology annotation, biological process: norepinephrine-epinephrine-mediated vasodilation involved in regulation of systemic arterial blood pressure; positive regulation of heart contraction; adenylate cyclase-activating adrenergic receptor signaling pathway.